AUGCUCGAACGACCUGCAGGCGUCCUUCGAGGGGACAAGAUCUGGCUCUUCGAUGGUCAGUACGUUUCGGCAAACCCGAUGGAUCGGUUGCACCAGGUGCGUUGCAUGUCCGACGUCGCAAAAGGAUGUUUGUUUGGACCCAAAUAACCCUCUUCGUCUCGAGCGCAGUCCGAAAUCUUUCGCAUCUUGCUGGUUUCCUUUGUCAGCAUGGCUUUUUGGGAGCACGUCAUUACUCUUGGAGAGGAGUUUGAGAGGUGGAAGCAGAUCAAAAGAGGUCAAUUUGUGAGAGACCGAAGGGAGCAGCGCAAAAGUCUGCGUUGGGGCAUGCUGACCCCCACACUUUCGCAGCGUUUUAUAAACUGGGCUUUCAUGUGCGUGGUGGCAAGCGAGCGUGCCAAGGCGUGCGCUGACAGCCUCACGUCGACCUCUGCGCAGGGCUUCCCGCUACACCGUCAUCGUCGUCUGCGCCGUAGCGAUAGCGUUCGUCUUUGCGCCCGUAGACAGCGACAUGGGCUGCCAGGCCUUGUUGACGACCAUCAUGACCUGCUGCACCCUCAAUUACGUGAGCGUUUGCGCGAGAUUUGCCCCGAGCUGAGGCUGAUUCCCGUCUGGUGCGGAGCAGGCAGCCAUGUGCGUGAUUCUAGGCAUCCGCAUCAUCGCGCUGCACCAGGGCCAGCUAAGAGUAGCAGUGCCCUACGGCAUCAUAGCGCUCACCACGGUCGCCAUAUAUGCGUCGAGCGUUCCCUACUUUGGCGCGCUGCUAGUGCCACGAAGCGACCUAGAGCUAGACCCGUACGGUCUUAGAUGCGCAAAUCUGACAGUCAACGUCGUCGCUCGCGCAAGGGGCUUUCUUGCCGCUGCUGCUCUAGACGUCGUGGCUGCCGUUCUUGCUUACUGGGGAGUGGCAAAGUCCAUCUUGCCAGCGCCAAAAGACUCUGGCCUGCCCGACUAUCGCGGCCACUUUAUGUGA
Molecule: messenger RNA, 970 nt
Organism: Ceraceosorus bombacis
Lineage: Eukaryota; Fungi; Basidiomycota; Exobasidiomycetes; Ceraceosorales; Ceraceosoraceae
Source: the annotation of a GenBank genome assembly